Trypanosoma conorhini is the source of this 918-nucleotide messenger RNA. RefSeq lists its product as uncharacterized. Lineage: Eukaryota; Euglenozoa; Kinetoplastea; Trypanosomatida; Trypanosomatidae. The record is from RefSeq and is a predicted model, not a curated record. The transcript has a single exon. Bases 1 to 918 code for a protein of 305 amino acids.
AUGCCCACCAUCGUCAUUGAUGGCUUGACCAUUCGUCUUGCCUCCGAAUUGCAGAACACGUUCAACCCCCGUCACGCCUUUGGACGCGUGGAACGGGGCGGCUCGCUGGCACUGCGAGAGGCGCCCAGCGGACAUCUGCUGCUGCCGUUUGACGCGGAGGGAAAUGUUCUUGUCACGCCGGGCCUUCGCUAUCAACUUGUUCUUGUGACGGAGCGAAAGUCUGCUGCGGAGCUCACCGACAAAUCGCUCCUGCAGGAGCGGCAGCAGCAGCGACAUGACCCAAAGCAGCCGCACAAGGACGUGCAAGCGGCGGCGGUAACAGCAAUGGAGCCAACCGCAGUGAAGCCAACUGCAGCAGCUAAUGGCAACCACGCGGAGGGCAAGGAAAAGGCGGAGGAGGCGGUGAAAGAGCCAAAUAUAGGCCAGGAACAGAAACGGCGGGGGCGGAAAAACCGGCACAAGACUCCAGCCUCUACGGAGGAACUGAGUGACGCACCGCAGCAAAAGAGGGAGAGGAAGGAAACUCCGCGCAAUGACCCCAGUGAGACAGACGAUGGUGUCCCGCUUUACCUCACAGUUGGAAGCAAACAGCCCUCUGGCGCGGGCGCCACCGACGCCCCCUCUGCCUUGGCUGCGCGUUCUGGCUCGCCGGCGUCGUCCCACGCGGUAGUUGACAAGUCGCCUAAGAAUCGUGCAGCCACGCUGGGGGGGCCCAGCACCUCUGAUUCCGAUGAUGAUGAGAACGUCCCGCUUUCGAAGUCCUACGCAAAACAGCAAAAAAGGCAUGAGCAGCGGGCCGUUGCACCCACGGUAGCCGCUGUGUCUGCCACCAGCGCCGAGAAGCCGCCAAUCCGCCGGCAAGCCAAGCCGCCCCGUCGGGCUCCCGUGGCAACGCCCAGCACGAGUGAAUCUGAUUGA